AUGUUCCCGUCGCUCGUAAAUUGCUGUACCAUAGACUGGUUCACAAAAUGGCCGCCGGAGGCGCUUCUCUCCGUUGCGGAACAGUGUUUGCAGCCACUCGGAGACAAAGCUAUCAUCGAAAAGAUAUCUCUACUGUGUGUCACUAUGCAUCAGGACGUAGACGUGAUGACAGAUCGCCUCUAUGAAGAGAUGCGUCGUCAUUUCUAUACGACACCUAGCAGUUACCUGGACCUUCUGAAGCUCUACCUCGCUCUGUUGGACAAAAAGCAACAGGAAAUUAUUCGCGGCCGAGACCGGAUAUCCUGUGGAUUACAUAAACUGUACGAGACAUAUGAAGUAGUGGGAGUCAUGGAACAACAAGUGCGAGAUAUGGAGCCAGUACUCGCCAAGAAAGCUGAAGAGGCAAGUAUUCGAGAAUUAUUUUGUCUGUUAAGGAAUAGUAAUGCUUUUACCAACUACAAAACUUUUCUUAAAAUCGCACAACUAUUCGACGGCACGAGUCAACAUGGGUGGCAAUCUUGGAUACAAGGCAUGGCUCUCGUAGCUCGUCUAAAGGUGGAACAAAAGGCAGCGGACGAAGUAAAGCAGGCUGUCAUGAAAGAUGAGGCCGCGGCAAAGGUGAAAGCAGAGGAGGUGAAACAGAUAGCCGACGAAGCGAAGGCCGACCUCGCGUUGGCGAUGCCGGCCAUGGAAGCCGCCCAGAACGCGCUGAAGGCACUCAACAAGGCAGAUAUUAAUGAACUGAAGGCUUUUCAGAAGCCACCAGCAUUGGUCCGCUUCGUAAUGGAACCAGUCUGCAUCUUACUCGGGGCCAAGCCAGACUGGGACUCAACUAAAAAGUUGCUGGCGGACGUGAACUUCAUUCGCAACUUGGAAGAAUACGACAAGGAUCAUAUCCCCGAAGCUCUCCUCAAGAAGAUCAAAGUGUAUCUCACGCAUAAGGAUUUCAAUCCGGACACCGUCGUCAAAGUGUCAAAGGUUUGCCGUUCCAUGGUGCUGUGGGUGCAAGCCAUCGACAUGUACGCCAAAGUGUUCAGAGUUGUGGAGCCAAAGAUUUUGGCCCACAAAGAAGCAGCCGUCAUUUUGAAAAGUGUGAUGGCCGUGCUAAGGGCCAAACAAAAGGAAGUGGAGGCGAUCGAGGCGCAGCUGGCGAAGAUGCUGGACGAGCUGAAGGUCGUGGAGGAGGAACGGUUGAAGCUACAGGCGGACGUCGAUCUCGCGGCGGCGAGAUUAUCGCGCGCCGGGAAGCUGACUCAAGCACUGGCAGAUGAGAAAACACGAUGGGAAGACAGCGUUCUGGUAGCGACCUAUAAGCUGAAGUGUACGACCGGCGAUAUUGUAAUUGCGUCGGGCUGCAUCGCUUACUUCGGCGCGUUUCCCUCCCACUAUCGCAGGGAGCUGGAGACCAAGUGGGUAGAGCACUGCCACUCGCUCCAAAUACCCUCGUCCGAUACCUUUGAUUUGAUCCAAGUGAUGGCGGAUUCGUAUACAGUGCGCACGUGGAACGCUCAGGGACUGCCCCGGGAUUCUGUCUCCACGGAAAACGGGAUCCUGGUGACUCGAGCUGGAAGGUGGCCUCUGACUGUUGACCCCCAGGAACAGGCGAACCGAUGGAUAAAGAGCAUGGAAAAGGACAACGGUCUUCAGAUCACGAAGCUAUCGGAUUCUGGAUAUCUUCGCAUCUUAGAGAACUGCAUCAGAUUAGGUUGGCCAAUGCUAAUCGAAGACCUUGGCGAGCAGUUGGAGGCGACACUGUCUCCUGUUUUACUAAAACAGACCUUCCUUCAGGCCGGUCGCUUACUGAUUCACCUGGGCGACAGUGACAUCGAGUACGACACGAACUUCCGCCUCUAUCUCACCACGAAACUCGCCAACCCGCACUAUCUGCCAGAGAUCUGCAUCCAAGUCACUUUGGUGAACUUUACUGUUACCCUGUCCGGCCUCGAGGAGCAGUUGCUGGCUGACGUGGUGCGGUUGGAACGUCCGGACUUGGAGAUCCUGCGAACUGAGUUGAUCGUGCGGAUCAAUACGGACAAGGCCACUCUGCUGGAUAUAGAAGACAAGAUCCUGAGGUUGCUCUAUGCAUCCUCCGGGAACAUUCUCGACGAUGAAGAGCUUAUUGAAACGCUCAACGAGAGCAAGGAAACGUCCGAAAUAAUAAACGCCCGCCUAGCCGAGACGGAAGCCACAGAGGUGAACAUAUCGGCCGCAAGGGAAAAGUACCGGACUGUAGCCACGAGAGGCGCUGUUCUGUACUUCGCAGUGGCACAACUGGCAGACAUAGACCCUAUGUACCAGUUUUCCCUCAAGUACUUCACACAGGUAUUCAACCUAGUCAUCGAGAAAAGCGAAAAGUCAGACAUAUUAGAAAAGCGUUUGGAAAUUCUUCACGACGAGAUCACCCUGUCGGUGUACCGGAACGUGUCGCGAGGUCUCUUCGAAAGGCACAAGCUGGUGUUCAGCUUCCUCUUAAACAUGGCCAUAUACAUCCAUGCUGGAAAGGUCGUUCAAGAUCAGUGGAAUUUCGUUUUACGGGGGCCAGCCGGAACUAAAGUGGUCCCUGGUAAGAAACCUGUCGUGGAAACGCUGUCAGACCAACAAUGGCUGUCGGCGAACCAUCUGAAUGAAAUGGAUCCUAGUUUCGCCGGGCUCCUUGAGGACUGUUUGCGCAAAAUAGAAAUUACUAUUGGUACUUUCAGCGUGGAUAUCCACAUAAAUAAACAGGACCUGACGCCGGCUAAAAAGGAUUGGAAUGCAAUCUUGACUCCAUUUGAGAAGCUGAUGAUUAUCAAGAGUUUGCGGGAAGAAAAAUUGGUGUUCGCCAUAGCACAAUACGUCAGCACUUGCCUGGGCAGCGUGUUUAUAGAAAGCCCUACAGUUCAGCUCAGCACGCUAUAUGCAGACACUGCAGCGCCGAUACCGCUCGUCUUCGUGCUCAGUACGGGAUCGGAUCCCUUUGCGGCUUUCCUUAAGUUUGCAACAGAGAUGGGGAUGAGAGACCGGCUUCACUCCAUAUCCUUAGGCCAAGGUCAAGGCCCCGUCGCUGAGAAGAUGAUUAACUCGGCGAAGCCAAAAGGAGAUUGGGUGUUCCUCCAGAACUGUCACUUAGCAGCUUCUUGGAUGUUAAGUCUAGAGAUGAUCGUGGCACAAAUGAGUGGUGAAGCCAGUGCUCCUCAUCCUGACUUCAGGCUUUAUUUAAGUUCUAUGCCGACGCCCAAGUUCCCCGUUUCAGUUUUGCAGAACUCGGUUAAAGUGACAAACGAACCACCUAAGGGUUUAAAGGCUAAUGUCAAAAGGGCAAUGAUAGAAAUGGACGAGGACUUUUUUGAAAACCACAUUUUAGGACAAGAAUGGCGUACAAUGUUGUUUGGCAUAUGUAUGUUCCAUGCAAACAUUCAAGAGAGGAAGAAGUUUGGUCCUCUCGGCUGGAACAUUACCUAUGAAUUCAAUAACAGUGACCGAGAAUGUGCCAUGCUUAACUUACAAAUGUUCUGCGAAGAUGGCCACAUACCUUGGGAUGCAUUGGAGUAUAUCACAAGUCAAAUAACAUAUGGUGGUAGGGUGACAGACAUGUGGGAUCAACGGUGUUUGACAACAAUCCUUACUCGUUUUUUCUCCGCUCCUACUUUAGAGGACGGAUACUCCUACUCCUCCUCAAAAACCUAUUUCUGUCCCAAAGUAGAGAAAUUGGAACAAGUCAGGGAAUACAUAGAAACGCUUCCAGGAAUCGAGGAUCCUGAGAUAUUUGGCAUGCAUGACAAUGCCAACAUAGCUUUUGAGAACAAAGAAACUAGCACCUUAGUACAGACGAUAGUGGACGUGCAACCUCGAGCUGGGGGUGGUGGUGGUGGAGAGACCCCCGACCAGGUGGUGUGGCGCAUUUGCGAGGCCACCCGCGCCACCGUCUCCACAAAGAUAGAUCGAUCCCUCAUCCACCCAGACCUGAUGACGGUAGAUGAUAUGGGGCAGCUGCAUUCGCUUACCACGGUGCUCCUACACGAAACCGACAGGUUCAAUAAGCUGCUUGCUCUAAUCCAUGCAUCUCUCAACGAACUGCAGAAGGCAAUUAAGGGCGUGGUUGUAAUGUCAGAAGCGUACGAAGAGGUAUUUAACUCGUUCCUGAACAACAAAGUGCCGGCGAUGUGGCACAAGUCCGGCUACAACUCCUUGAAAUCCCUGGGCAGCUGGAUACAUGACCUGACGCUGCGAGUUGACUUUAUUGAGAGAUGGCUGGUGGAGGGUCCCCAGGUAAGCAGCUGGGUAUCGGGGCUGUUCUUCCCACAAGGGCUCUUGACAGGGUCCCUGCAGGCGUACGCCAGACGCUACCGUGUGCCCAUAGACGCGCUCAUGUUUGACUUUGAGCCGGUUCCCUUUUUUCUCUCGCAAGAAGACGUUUACAAGUUCAACAAGAGAAAGAAUAAGGAGGACGGAGAGAGCACCGUCUUCGGUGAGUUGGAGCGCCCAGAGGACGGAGUGAACAUCCACGGCCUGUUUAUAGACGCAGGUCGAUGGGACACCGACGGAAAUUGUCUUACAGACGCUCUGCCAGGUCAGAUGAAUCCACCUCUACCGGUGGUGUGGUUCAAGCCGGUCCUGUCGCUGCCUAAACCGGACCUGCGCUACGAAGCACCUCUCUACAAGACGUCGGAGCGAGCCGGCACUCUCUCCACGACCGGCCACAGCACUAACUUCGUCCUCCCUGUGCUUCUACCGGCUAAUAUGCCCUCCGAAUUUUGGAUCAUACGUGGGACGGCUCUUUUAACUCAGAUAACCGAUUAA
Leptosia nina is the source of this 4779-nucleotide messenger RNA. The record is from the annotation of a GenBank genome assembly. NCBI's taxonomy places the organism in Eukaryota, Metazoa, Arthropoda, Insecta, Lepidoptera, Pieridae.